Molecule: messenger RNA, 225 nt
Organism: Morchella importuna
Lineage: Eukaryota; Fungi; Ascomycota; Pezizomycetes; Pezizales; Morchellaceae
Exons: 2
Coding region: 1-225 (74 amino acids)
Source: RefSeq, a predicted model, not a curated record
AUGGAUUAUGGAAUCUCAGCAGCAGCAAGGUUAAUCGUUAUACACACGAGUAUAGCUUCCGAUAUCGCUCUUUUAGCUUCUAUUAUUGAUUCUGUCGUCAUAUGGAUCCUGGAAUCUCAGCAGCGAGGUAAAUCCCGUUAUACGAUUAUCCUUUCCGAUACCAUCCGUUUAGCUUCUAUUAUUGUUUCCGUCGUCAUAUCUCCUGAACGUGCGUCCCACACAUAG